AUGGCUAGUCGCUCGCUUCUAGUUCUUAGCUUAGCGGCAUCCGCUUUGUCGCAGACCGGGCUCGCGCCCAAGGCCUUCCUCAGUCUUCCUCUCGGUGCAGUCAAGCCCGCAGGAUGGCUUCACGACCAACUUGCCGUUCAAGUCGCUGGUCUCGCGGGCCAUGAGAUGGACUUCUAUGACUACGUAUCGGAGACGGAUUGGAUGGGUGGCCCGUCAUACUACAGCAACCUCGAAGAAGCCGGGAGCUACUGGUUUAACGGCGCUGUCCCGACCGCUUUCCUCAUGGACGAUGAUACCAUCAAGAGCCAGGCGCAGGCCUUCUUGGACUGGGUCCUUGACCACCAGGAUGAGACCGGAUGGCUUGGUCCCGAAGUGAAUACGACGAAACCACGCUACCUGUGGGGUCGCUAUCCUUUCUUCUUUGGCGCAAUGCAGAUGGUCGAGGCGGAUCCGAGUCAGAAGGAUCGUGUUGUCAACGCAUUCAACCGUUUCAUCUCUCUUGCCCAUACUAUGCUGCAAAACGGUGAAGGUCUUGAGGAUUGGACGAAGACGCGUUGGGAAGACUUUGUCGUCAUGCUGCAAUGGAUGUACGACAACAACUACUCUCCCGGUAAUGAGACCCUUCUCAUCGAUACGAUGAAGCUUCUCAAGUCUACGGGUGAUCCGUGGGAACUGGUGUUUGAUGAGCAGUACUUCCCGACAACAGCGGUUGAGAACACACCCAAUCCCUUCGGACUCGAUCUGGUCUGGCAUGGUGUCAACAUGGCGGAGGGAAUGAAGGCUCUCCCUGCAACAUACCGUUUCACGCACAACCAGACCGAUCUGGACCGGAUCAGCAGCGGCUGGGACCUCCUGUUCAAGUAUCACGGCCGUCCCUCUGGGAUCUAUGCUGCGGACGAGUAUCUAGCGGGUUUGGCCGCAGUGCGCGGUACUGAACUCUGCCUGGUUGUUGAAACGAUGUUCAGCGGCUCUUAUCUGUACCAGGUCUCUGGUGACGCCAAGUACGCAGACCGCGUCGAACGCAUCACUUACAAUGCGCUACCCGCUACACUCACGGGCGACAUGUGGUCGAGACAAUAUCUACAACAGCAGAACCAGAUUGCGGCACAAAACAUGACUCCCAAUCCUUUCCCAUUGGAUGGCCCAUACUCCAACGUAUUUGGUCUGGAGCCGAACUACCCGUGCUGCACUGUGAAUCACCCGCAGGGCUGGCCGAAGUUCAUCACCAACUCCUUCGUGACCACGCCCGACCAGGAGUCCCUUGUGCAAGUCUAUCUCGGACCAUUUAGCACGUCAACGACCUUGGCUUCUGACAAUGCCGUGACUGCGUCUGUCUCGACCCUCUACCCGUUCAGCGAUGCCCUUGACAUUACUGUGACGGCCAAGAAGGCUUUCACUUACUACGUACGCAUCCCAAGUUGGACCGUCGGCGGAACGGUCUCUGUCAACGGUGGUGACGCUCAGUCAGUGGCCCCGGGCGAUAAUGGCCUGCAUGCCAUCUCCGUCGGCCAAGGCACGACGAAGAUCGCCCUCAACUUGCCGGCCGACGUCACCAUCGAGGACCGCCAAAACGGCUCAGUGGCGGUGCAUCGCGGGCCCUUGCACUACGCGUUCGACAUCUCGCGCAAGCAGACCGUACUCGCGCAGAACGCGCAGGAGUCAAAGGCAGUGGAUCUCCAAUUUGAGGCGACCGAGGCUUGGGCAUAUGCGAUCGACACGACGAAGCUUACAUUCGUGAACACGCCGCCGUCAAGUGGGUCUCUGCCCAGCCCAGUGUUCGACUCUGGUUUGCCGCCGCUGUCGAUUGUCGCACUGGCUUGCCCCAUCGACUGGCCUGUUGCCGGAGACACCUUCGCCGCUGCUCCGCCACAAAGCCCCGCGACGUGCACCGGUGACGCGAAGAACAUCACGCUGACGCCGUUUGGUUCGACCAAGCUGCGUAUCGGGGAGUUCCCCACUUUCACGUCUUGA
Molecule: messenger RNA, 1971 nt
Organism: Peniophora sp. CBMAI 1063
Lineage: Eukaryota; Fungi; Basidiomycota; Agaricomycetes; Russulales; Peniophoraceae
Source: the annotation of a GenBank genome assembly